Molecule: messenger RNA, 1867 nt
Organism: Rubroshorea leprosula
Lineage: Eukaryota; Viridiplantae; Streptophyta; Magnoliopsida; Malvales; Dipterocarpaceae
Source: the annotation of a GenBank genome assembly
AUAUAUCAACCGUCCAAACAACACAGAACAGCAUGGAUUUCCGUCUUUCAUUUUCAACAACCCUGACCACCGGAAUCUUGGCCUUUUUACUUUUUAUUUGUAGUUUCUUAGCCCUUUCAAGGCGAAGAAAUGCUCAAAAGAAGAGAACGCCACCACAAGCUGGUGGUGCAUGGCCGAUUAUCGGCCACCUCCCCUUGUUAGGGGGGCCAAGACCACCUCACAAAAUCUUGGGUAAAAUGGCAGACAAGUAUGGUCCUGUUUUCACUAUCAAACUCGGUGUUCAUCGUGCUUUGGUAGUGAGCGAUUCGGAAAUAGCAAAAGAAUGCCUAACUACAAAUGAUAAGGCGUUCGCUACACGCCCGAAGUCAAUCUCCAGGGAGCUUUUGGGGUAUAAUUACGCCAUGUUUGCCUUCAGCCCUUACGGGUCCUAUUGGCGCCACGCACGUAAAAUUGCCACACUCGAGCUUUUAUCAAACCACCGGCUUGAGAUGUUCAAACAUGUUCGAGAAUCGGAGAUGAAGGCAUGGAUAAAGGAAAUACACCACAUAUGGGAAAAUAACAAGGAUAGUUCCCAUAAUGCGUCGAUGGAGAUGAAGAGAUGGUUCGAAGACCUGACCCUGAAUGUAAUUUUCAAGAUAAUUAUCGGGAAGCCUUUCGUUGCGUAUUUGCAGAAGGAUGAAGAGAAGAAUCAAUGGCAAUCAACAGUGCGAGAAAUGAACAAAUUCUUGGGGAAGUUCUUCGUUUCUGAUUCCCUUCCAUUUUUGAGAUGGUUGGAUAUUGGAGGACAAGAAAAGGCAAUGAAGAAGGUAUCAAGAGAGCUUGACGUUGUUGUUCAAGGAUGGUUAGAAGAGCAUAAGAAGAAAAGAGCUACUGGAAGCAAAAAACGAGAGGAAGACUUCAUGGACGUGAUGCUAUCAAUUCUCGAUAGGGGAGAGUUUCCUACAGAAAUUGACUCUGAUACAGUCAGUAAAGCUAUGUGCUUGGUUCUUGUCUUGGCAGCCUCAGAUACCACAACAAUUACCCUAACAUGGGCGCUUUCUCUUCUCCUCAAUCAUCCUGAAAAAUUGAAGAAGGUUCAACAUGAACUUGACACCAACAUUGGUAGGGAGAGACGGGUUAAUGAAUCCGAUGUAAAGAACCUGACCUACCUCCAAGCCAUCAUCAAGGAAACGCUGCGUUUAUACCCACCAGCACCAUUGCUAUUGCCUCAUGAGUCCCUGGAAGACUGCAUUGUUGGGGGCUACCAUGUUCCAAAAGGCACACAACUGCUUUUUAAUGGCUUCAAGAUUCAAAGGGAUGCCAGGGUAUGGCCAGAUCCUGAUGAGUUUCAGCCCGAAAGAUUUCUGACAACACACAAAGAUGUUGAUGUUAGGGGGCUGAGUUUCGAACUAAUACCAUUUGGAAGUGGUAGAAGAAUAUGUCCAGGAGUCUCUUUUGCUCUUCAAUUUCUGCAAUUCACACUUGCUACUUUCCUUCAUGGAUUUGAAGUGGCAGUUCCGUCAAAUGAACUGGUUGAUAUGAGUGAAAAACCCGGAAUAACCAACCUCAAAUCCACUCCGCUUGAAGUCCUCAUAUCUCCUCGUCUCCCUCAAAAUCUCUAUGGAUGAACCAGUAUGAGAAGUUUCAUUACUAAAGGUAAAUAAAAGCCAAUUGGCUAUUGUCCUUGCUUAUAUGAGGGCGAUACCAGACCAUAUCACCGCUGUAUGGAAGACCAUUUCAUAUGUUAUGAAUGUAUCUUGUAUUGCAACAAAAUAGAUCAAGUUAAUCACUUCAACUUUUCUCUUUAACUAAACUGUUAUUUUCGCGGCUAUUUUUAUUACCAUAGAGAUGCAACUCAUGAGCUAUGCAAUAAGAACUCAGCAACCCC